Molecule: messenger RNA, 915 nt
Organism: Soboliphyme baturini
Lineage: Eukaryota; Metazoa; Nematoda; Enoplea; Dioctophymatida; Soboliphymatidae
Source: the annotation of a GenBank genome assembly
AUGGUUGUGUUGCGCGGCAUGUUCUUCGAUCGACAUGGCUAUCGGGCUAUACUUUCGGACGGUGAUUAUGACGACAGCGAUUCUGACUCGUCUUCUCUAUCUUCGAAUUCCGCUACGAAAGAAGACUCAGAGGAUUCUGACAGUUUCUUUUGUCGCAUACUAGAAAAAACGAAUGAAGUGAGGUUUGAAGAGGACUCAGAACCUCCUAAGACCAGAGGAGAACUCGAUAUCAAGGACCUACCUCCGAUAGAAAAGUUAUCGAUUUCAGUCCCGGAGGACGUCCAGAUGCUACCCGCUGGUAAAGUCAAGUGUACAGUUGACUGCUUAGUGAUUGUCGAAAGUUACAGCGGCGCUUGUCCGCUCGAUGCAGAUACUUCGAACGAAUUGACGAAAAAGGUGUUUGUGGACGAGCUAAAAACCGUCAAAGGCUCUGAUGCAAGUUGGGAGAACAACAACGAGCCGCCUGAGCACAUCCGCUACUUUAGCGACGACGAAGAAGAGCGCCAGUGGAAGAACCGAUUUCGAAGAAGUUGCGAUGGGCGACGAAAAAUUAACACCGUUGACGUCACAGCUGUAAAUGACGAUGCAUCCAACGCGACAAAGCAACAGAAACAAAGACCUUGCGGUAAUCGAAACAACGUUCCGUGGAAUACUGAUUUCCAUGUCCCUCCAUCUCAACAUCAGAUUUACCCGAUUGCUGAUGAAAAUCGAAGAUUUGCUACCGGCUUCACCCAGAAAGCCUCAGUGCAUAUUUCUCCUAGCUUCACUCCUUAUCCUGUUUCGUCCCCGCACGGCAAUGUGAACUCAGCUGCAUCGGGCACUGCGUCUAAUCUUAACAUCCAGAAUCGUCUUGACAAUGCGAGGAUGUUUUUCACUCCUGCCUCCUUCCGUCCUCCUCAACCAAAUAAUCAGUGA